Frieseomelitta varia is the source of this 2317-nucleotide messenger RNA. It is a transcript of the gene sff, whose product is annotated as serine/threonine-protein kinase BRSK2. Gene Ontology annotation, biological process: microtubule cytoskeleton organization; intracellular signal transduction; protein phosphorylation. Lineage: Eukaryota; Metazoa; Arthropoda; Insecta; Hymenoptera; Apidae. Gene Ontology annotation, molecular function: tau-protein kinase activity; protein serine/threonine kinase activity; ATP binding. Gene Ontology annotation, cellular component: cytoplasm. Bases 31 to 2313 code for a protein of 760 amino acids. The transcript has 12 exons. The record is from RefSeq and is a predicted model, not a curated record.
CUGGCGGACCAGGAGGAAGGUGGCUCGACGAUGCAGGGCAAGGAGAGCCCCGUCGGGUCCAACACCCAGGAGACCCAUCAGUACGUUGGUCCUUACCGACUGGAAAAGACCUUGGGGAAAGGGCAGACCGGACUGGUCAAGCUUGGGGUUCACUGCGUGUUGGGCAAGAAGGUGGCGAUCAAAAUCAUCAACAGGGAAAAGCUGUCAGAGUCUGUGCUGAUGAAAGUAGAACGGGAGAUCGCGAUUAUGAAACUGAUCGACCAUCCUCACGUUCUCGGCCUCUCGGACGUAUACGAGAACAAGAAAUAUCUGUAUCUUGUUCUGGAACACGUAUCGGGCGGGGAGCUUUUCGAUUACCUAGUGAAGAAGGGCCGACUAACGCCGAAGGAAGCGAGGAGAUUUUUUCGACAAAUCAUUUCUGCGUUAGAUUUUUGUCAUAGCCAUAGUAUAUGUCACAGAGACUUGAAGCCUGAGAAUUUGUUGCUGGACGAGAAAAAUAACAUCAAGAUAGCGGAUUUCGGGAUGGCGUCGCUGCAACCUGCCGGCUCCAUGCUAGAAACCAGCUGCGGCUCUCCUCAUUACGCCUGUCCCGAGGUUAUUCGAGGUGAGAAAUACGACGGAAGGAAGGCGGACGUUUGGUCGUGCGGCGUGAUACUUUACGCGCUUCUGGUAGGCGCGUUACCCUUCGACGACGACAACCUGAGGAAAUUGUUGGAGAAAGUGAAACGAGGCGUGUUCUAUAUACCGCACUUCGUGCCGCCCGAGUGUCAGAAUCUGCUCAAGGGGAUGAUCGAGGUCGAUCCGGACAAGAGACUGACGCUGGCGGAGAUAAACAGGCACGUGUGGGUGACGGCAGCGGGCAAAGGCGAGCUAGAGUUAGAGCUGUCGAUGAUGGACGUGGUGCAGACGCACGUUAUUCCGUCCGUGGAGGCGAUCGAUCCCGACGUAUUGCAAGCGAUUGCGAGCCUAGGCUGCUUCAAGGAACGGGACAAACUGAUCCAGGAACUCCUCAGCCCGAAUCACAACACGGAGAAGGUGAUAUAUUUCCUACUGCUGGAGAGGAAACGGAGGAGACCAGCGUGCGAGGACGAGCUGGAGGUGAUGAGGGGAGGCAUGAGAGGAUCCGCGGGACAGUUGGAAGCGGAUCCACCGAGAAAGCGAGUCGACACGUGUCGAGUGAACGGCAGCACCGCCCUGAAUCUCGGUGAAAUUAGCCACGGUUCUCCCUUAACGCCUCGAAGACAGUCGAGCACCAGGCAUCACGCUCGUCGUUCGCCAAGUACUGGAUGCCACACGCACGCGUCGCAUUCGCACGCGUCGACGCCAGGUAGCUCGCCGCUGCACGGCUCGAACGCGGUCGCGGGGCUGCUCAGUCCUCACAGGGCCCCUCCGCCGACUUCGCACCUAGGCCAAACGAUAAGCCCCCACCGGCUGUCGGCGGUAACGACCGCCGCGGGAAACGGAAACACCAGCACGCCAUCUGUCGUGGCCCCUGUCCCAGCACUGCCCAACGUCGGGAUAGAAAUAAACGACGUCCAACAGGUAGUUGCGGUCGGCGUUACACCGCCAGGCUCGCCGCACACUGGCGCUGGUUCUAGCGCUCAUCACUGGCGAUCGAGAUUGACCACCAUCAAGAACUCCUUCCUUGGAAGUCCCCGAUUUCAUCGACGCAAGUUGCUCACGAGCGCCGAGGAGGUGCAUCUCACGCCGGAUUCUUCCCCGGAACUUACAAAGAAAUCGUGGUUCGGUAGCCUGAUGACCACGGAAAAGGACGAAACGUUCACGAUUCUGGUGAAAGGGAAGGCGCUGGCCAGCGUCAAAGCCGAUCUGAUUCACGCCUUUUUGUCGAUAGCGGAGCUGUCCCACAGCGUGAGCUCGCCGAUGUCCUUCAAAGUGGAAUACAAAAGAGGAAGCACGGCGCCGGCCAUGUUCCAGAGACAAGUCCGUUUUCAAGUCGACAUUAGCACCAUAUCGAAACAACCGAACGAACUGUUCGCCAUUACCUUCACUCUACUGAGUGGAAACAUCCGAAGAUUUCGAAGGGUGUGCGAGCACAUUCAGUCGCAGGUCUGCUCGAGAAACGUAGGAAUAAAUUUGGGGGGGCAGAACCGUGGUGCGGCGCCGCCGAGUCCGCGAGCGUCCCGGAAAUUCACCACGGAGAUGAGCGAAAGUUCCAGCUGCGGGAGCGACACCAGCGAAAGGUCGUUUCUCAGCCCGCACCCAGCUACCAGACAGGUAGUCUGUUUCAACAAGGUAGUGCAUCAUCUUCCAUUCCCCGACGCGCCAUUAUUUCCGCCCGUAAUUCUUUCCUAACGCU